UCCGGCCGUCUUCACCAGACCAUGAAGCAGAAAGGAGGCUGCUUUCCACGACAUGCGCUACGACGGUGCUGAGAGUGCACCAAACAAACCCCGGCACUAUUCCAUGGACUCCACUGGAUUAACCCGCACCUACAUUUAAUUUAUUAAAACUAUUUAACUCUAAACGCGACCCACCUCAUACCGAGGCACGACUUGUUUUUGAGGGCAGUUAGCCAGCCAGCUAGCUAGUUAGCUAGCUAUCUAGCUAGCUGCGCGAGCGCUCAGCGAAGGUUAGCUGGCUCUCCUCUCCCGGGUGGAAUUGACGUUUCUCGGUGGAUGUUUUAUCAAACACCCGAAGGAGAUUGCUACUCUUGGUGUCGACGAUGGAGGAUUUACUUGAACUAGACCAGAAUCCGAAGUUUUGCAUUACAUCAGAGAGCGUGCUCGUCUGAGCUGCUUUAUCCCAGUGAGGGAGCUUCCAUCAAGGUGCUCCUCGCUCGGCCUGCCUCAAAAUGGAUGCACUGCUGAAUCCUGAACUCAGAAAUCGAGACUCAUCAGACCAGGCAACUUUUUUCCAGUCUUCAACAGUCCAAUUUUGGGAAAAGACGCUCGAUGGUUCGAUCAAGGUUGAAAACACAGCAAAACAAGUCAUAUUUAAGGGCCUUGCUCCCAGAGUUGUUUUAACAAACCAUCUCUUGGCUAAAGGACCAAAGACUAAAGUGAACCUUGAGGAACAGGGUCGACCGAAGGUCUCUUUCAGCUUCACGUCUAAAAAUCCUCGCCCGAGAAAACCCGCGGUUUUUGUUCCACCCUGUCCGGAGAAAGCUGCAAGCGAAGUUCCUCCUGCAGUGCAGUCUACAUGUUUGCCCUCCGCAGACCUGACUGGGCAGAAAACUGAAAGCAAAAAUGAGCAAGUUUGUACCUCUAUUGUGGCCAUGGUUGUGGCAGAGUCCCAAGGAACACCGGCCCCGGUACCCCUCACCUCCAAGUUGAAACACGACAAGAUGCAUUUUAAAAAACAGAUUUUGAGUGCGUCUGUUGUUGAACAUCCCACUGUCAGUACUGUUUUAAAUGAUACCACCGCAGAGGCCGAGGUUUUAAUUAGAUCUUCAGCAAGAAUAGAAAGUGAAUCCUCUGCGGCUCUAUUCCAACACAAGUCUGUCACUGACUGUUCUGAAAAAGGUAGCAGUGAGGAAAGCACUCAGGAGAAAUCGGAAACUCGCCUUAAAGGACCAACGGAUUACUCCCAUAUUGGGAAAGAGAGUGAGGAUAGUAUUUCUGAGCCUGAACACAGCAAAAGUGUCCAGAAGACGGAGAAUACUCUGCCUGGCUCCGACUGUGAUGGUGAGUCUGUCCGGGUAGCUUCUAACCAAAAGUCUAGUGACUCCAAGAAUAUGGCAAAGUGUGAUAGUCAGAAUGCUGUUGUUAAGAAGUCAUUAAGCUCCAAAAGUGAAGUCUCAGACAAACCCAGAUCUGAUAAGAGAGAGGAGAAGGAUGAAAAAGGGUCUAGUCGAAGCAAAUCAGAAAGAGAUAGUAGAUAUGCAUCCUCACGAUCUUCUCGUUCUGACCGAAGGAGGACCAAGAGUCGGUCACGGUCUAGAUCGCGAAGUUCUCGAACAAGUUCUUCCUACGCCAGAUCAGAUAGAUCAAGAAAUGAAAGACAGUCGAGAUCAGAUCGGUCACACUACCACGAUUCUGAAAGGAGAUUGCACAGAAGUUCACAUGAACGGAGGAGGUCCCGCUCCCGAGGUGACGGCAGAUCUCGGGACAGCUCAGACUCCGAAGAUGACCUCAGGAAGCCCAGGACUCGAGGCAGCGAUUCGAGCCGAUCCUCCACAUAUUCUAGCUCGCAAAGAGAUUCAAAAACGUCCUCUCAUUCGAAAUCCUACAGAGACUCAAAAUCUGACUCAAAAUCUUCUCCUCAUUCGUCAGAAUCAGACAAAAGAACACAAUACUCAAGAACAGAGAGGUUUGUUAGAACUAGCGGCUCUGAAAGUAGUAAAAGGAACUCUCCAGAGACCGAAGCUAGUCAUAAAAAGUCCAGUUCCUAUUCAAAAUCAGAGGUACAUAGUAAAACCUCAAAUUCGAAUAGCAGUUCAAGAUCUGAAAAAAAGGUCCAAAAAAACAGUGGGAGUUCUGACUCUGACGACGAGCACAAAGCAAAAACUCGAAUUCAAGGCUCAGACCGGUCUACUAGGUCGUCUGUUAAAAAAUCUAAUAAUCCAGAGACAAAAUCAAAUAGUACUACUGGAACAGAUGGACACUUAGAAGCAAAAGUAAAUAUUAAUUCUAAACUUCCUCAUUUGGGUUCUGACAAAGUCAGGUCUCACGGAGAAUUCACCAAGCUGGCUGUUUGUUCCGAACAUGAAGAAAGCAUGCAGUCUAAACUAACAGAUACUUCUUCCCAACAAAAGCAGCAAGUUAUCCUAAACGACAAUUUAAAAAAUUACAUCGAAGAUCAAGUUGUAAGCAAAGAAUCUGCUGUUACAGAAACGUGUCUGAACGUCAGUGAAUUGCAUAUUAAUAAAUGUCACAUUACUCUGAAUGACAUUUCUUUAGAGGACGAUCCGCUAGGAAGACCGACAGACAUUCUAAUUCAAAAUAAAUUACAAAUCUUGAAAGAGGCGCAGGAUAAUUUAGCAAAUGUUGGUACCCUUUUAAAAAUGAACGAUUCUUCUAUCUUGAAUGAGCCGCCCUACCUAGGCUACACCGCCAGUCAGGAUUCAUUAGGUUCAUUAGCAGACACUCUUUCUGUGAAAGAAUUACCACCUGGAGAAUGCUUGAAACCUAACACUAAAUUUGUUUCCCAGGCUCUUCUCAGUAACGACGUCGGUAGCCUAUCUGUGAAUAUCGAAACCCCUCAAAAUGUUACUGAGCAGUCAGACCUGAAACCUGAAGAGACUAAUGCUGCAGUUAUAAAACAAAAGGCACAUGCUAAAAGGUCACGGUGGGACAUUGUUGGUCAGGACACUUCAGAAAAUCUGACCCCACAAAAACCGGUAACUAUUGACACAACUUCUGUGAAAAAAGUAAUUUCAGUUAAGAAAAUAGAAUUAAACAGUGAAGAAAAAUGCUCAAAGAAAGAGGAAUCUAUGGUGUGUUUACUUCAGCCUGAGAAGGACAUGCAGACAGACAAGGCAACAACAGAUUCCGAGAAAGCAAUCAAGCAAGAUCCUAAACAGCAGUUUCCUGCUGAGGCACAGAAAAGCAAUGUUGAAUGUAGUGAUCUUAAAGCUGACAAGUCCCUCGCGACCGAAGUUCAUCUGAAACCUAAUUGCACUCCCGAUGCUGUUAUUCAUAUCGAUCAGAAAUAUGCAAACCCUGAAAAAUCGAACAUUUACAAGCCUUCGAUUCAAGAGUCUGUGCCGUUUAACUGUGACGGUAAAAGCCACAGUGAGGAAAGUGAAUCGGACGACUCUGACUCCGAUUCAGAUGAUGGACGAGUCUCCUUGAAGAGGCUUCACUCUGUGGUGGUUGUGCCAAAGAAUUCUACUAUUAUCCUCGAGACAACUGAACUGCCAGCCCCACCAGCAAGCCCAUCGGUUCCCAGUGCGCAGCUAACGUAUCAGGCAGAAGAAUCGAGUCUAAGCAUUAACAGUGAAAUUCUUAAUAAUCUCAAUGCUCCAAUGAUACCUGUGAAAAGUUCACCAGAAGGUGGCGAACACGAUCUCUUGGCAGUUGGUGAGAAUAAAUGUAUGCCUUCUGUACGAACGCCCUACCAGUCCCAGAGCGACUUGGUUGAUAGCACUAGCCAGUCUGAGGCAACCACAACACUGGCUCACGCAGACCAGAACUGCACUGUCAAAGAACGGCUGAAGACUCGUGGCUCUAAUGAACAAGUUUCUACCUAUGCUCAGAGGGAGGCUGAAUCAGGUUGUUAUCAAUAUCAUGACAAUCCAGACAGCUGGUUCGGAAGAAAGGGAGAAAGAAAGGAAUUCGGGGAAUUUAGUUGCCCGGAUAAUCUCAGACCACAGAACAGUUUGAACCGGGUUUGUGAAGUCACCGAAACAGAGCAGCCCAGCAGCACAUUUCAGCAGCCAGACAGCAGUCACAGCACUCAACGGCCAUUCCAGGUAGAACGACCAUUUCCCAGGCAAGAUAUUGGCUACUGGACUCAGACGACAGUCUCUGAUGAGAGCAUGCCAGUCAAUACACCUGUGCCUUCUCUUUGUCACGAGUCAGUGUACCAGAUUCACCCCGACUCUUUAACUAAUGACCAUGAAGAAUAUUAUGAGGGAAAAGCAUACGAAAGGCAUGCCGGUGAGAUUCUGCCAUUUAGGAAACCUCCAGCAUCAUCUGCAUUCGUCCAAACAAAUGAGAUAAGCAGCAAUUGCAGCCUUGUAACUGCCACUACUGAGAGUCAUAUCAUCUUCGAGCCUCCAAGGGAAAGCAGCCAAAAGCCUCAUAGAGGAAGAGGUCCACCCAAGAAAAGACGUCCAGAGCUCGAGUCAGAAUCAGACAACGAGGCAGAGGCUGGCCUUGCUUGUAAGCGAGAAUGCAUAGAGGAGCGUGAGCGGUGCAAAGACGCGAAAGAAACUAAGAUAUCUUCACAGCAAGACGAACAACGCUUGCCACUGCUUAGUCUGAAAGACUUCGUUGACCCUGCUGUCUGGAGGGAAAAAUCUAAGCAUAAGAAAAUGCCUCCUUAUUUUGAUCUUAUUGAGGAAAACCUCUACUUGACAGAACGUAAGAAGAAUAAGUCUCAUCGGGAUAUUAAGCGAAUGCAGUGCGAGUGUGCUGUGCUUUCGAGAGAGGAGCGGGCACGGGGCGUUAUGGCUUGUGGAGAAGAUUGUUUGAACCGCCUGCUGAUGAUUGAAUGCUCGUCGCGGUGCUUAAAUGGCGUCUACUGCUCAAAUCGGCGCUUUCAAAUGAAGCAGCAUGCAGAUUUUGAAGUAAUCCUCACUGAGAGCAAAGGCUGGGGUUUGCGGGCUGCGAAAGACUUACAGCCGAACACGUUUGUUUUGGAGUAUUGCGGUGAGGUUCUGGAUCACAGGGAGUUCAAGUCGCGGGUGAAAGAGUAUGCUCGCAGCAAGAAUGUCCACUACUACUUCAUGGCCUUAAAGAAUAACGAGAUCAUUGAUGCUACACUGAAAGGCAACUGCUCACGAUUUAUGAACCACAGCUGUGAGCCCAACUGUGAAACUCAGAAGUGGACGGUGAACGGUCAGCUAAGAGUUGGCUUCUUUACAACCAAAGCUGUGAAAGCGGGGACAGAGCUCACAUUUGAUUACCAGUUCCAAAGAUACGGGAAAGAGGCACAAAAGUGUUACUGUGGAGCACCGAGUUGCCGGGGCUUCCUGGGCGGAGAGAAUCGUGUCAGCGUACGGGCAGCAGUGGGCAAGAAGCAAAGGGAGCGCCCUCGAAAGAAAGACGCUGUCAGCGCCUUGACUACAGUGGAUGAAGAGCUGGAGGCUCUGCUAGAAAACGGGGAAGGUCUGAGUGAUGAGAAACAAGUUAUUUCACUCUGCAGAUUAAUGGUGCGUGUGGAGACGAUGGAGCAGAGACUCACUUGUUUGAAACUUAUCCAGAAUACUCCAAAUCCUUCAUGCCUCAAGCAGUUUUUGGAUCAUCACGGCCUCUCGUUGUUGUGGAUAUUCAUGGUUGAUCUCUCUGAAGCCAAAAGCAACUCUGUUAAUAACAUCAAACUACAGAUGGAGAUAAUGAAGGCAUUGGCAGUUCUGCCCAUUUCUACUAAGAAUAUGCUGGAAGAGAGCCGUGUGCUGCAGUACAUCCAGCGCUGGGCACAGAGCCAUCCACUUGGCCAGCCUACAGAGCAAGACGGUUACUCCAGCGAGAGCACCUCCCGAGCCCACACACCUCUCAACACACCAGACGGUCCCCCUGCCAAAAUGGCCCCAGAGCUGGAUGGAGACACACCAAAACGUGCAGUCUACCGCAGGCUGAAGAUCAUCAGUGAGAACAGCCUGGAUAGUGCCCUCUCAGACGGAAGCAAAGUCUCUGACGGUAAAGAGGAAGAAGACGAAGAAGAGGAGGAGGUGGAGGUUGAGCCCCCGCAGGAGGUCACAGUGGAAAUGGCAGAGAAAAGUGAGACCAGUGAGGAAAUCAGUGUGACCCCAGAGACAGUAGUAAAACAAGAGGCUUCAGACGCUAUGGAGAGUAGUCAGGAAAAAGAGGAGGUAAAGGAGGGGGACGUUGAACAGGAGAAAACAGUAGCACAGGAAACUGAUGAGAAGCCAACAAGCAAGACCGAUGAGAACAUUCCUGCUGUCAUGGAGGAGAGCUGUCAGUCUGAGCCUGCAGAAAUAGAAAAUCAAAUGCAGACACCUGCUGUAGAUCAACCUGAUAAUGCUCCCAGUGUCAAAGCUGACGAAGACGCUAAUCCUCCUGUGUAUCCCACCGAGGAGAGCACUCCCAGUUCAGAGUCUUCUUCAGAGAAUGACCACGCAGAGUCUUCAAUCACAAACGUCACUGGUCCUACCGCCAUCAGCGGUACGCCUGCAGAAUCCCUAGAUGUCAAUGUGUCUUCAGAGUCUGCAAUAAACCCAGAAGCUUCACCUCUCAACUUGGACAGCAUUCCAGCUAGUUCUGCUACCAGCUCUUCAGAGAAAACAUCAGCUGAAGUCAGUGCUGUUACUGUGGAGAGCAACGCUUCGGCUUCAGCUGUCAGCACAGCAGAGGUGCUGCCGCUGGGGGUAGUUCCGACAGAGGGCACAGUGGUAGGCACACCUUCACAGGAUGAGGAGGAGGCUGUGUCUGAUGUGGAAAGUGAGAGAAGCCAAGAACCUCAGAUUGGAGCAGCUGAUAUCAGUGAGAUGGCUGCCCGCCUACUCGACAGCUGGAAAGACUUGAAGGAGGUGUACAGGAUCCCAAAGAAGAGCCAGGUAGAAAAAGAGUCAAAUGACCGCAGUCGAGACAGGGAGGCAAUGCUGACACCCCGCACAUCCUCCAGCAGCCGUGAGAGAGAGCGAGAGAGGGAAAGAGAGCGGGACUGGGACCGAGAACGAGACUGGGACAGGGAGAAAGACUCUGACAGGUCGUUGCUACGUAGCGCCGAAAGGCGGCGUAGGCGAGGCUCCGCCUCUCCCCCGUACCCAUCUCCCUAUGAAAGGAGCAGCCGUAGGAAUGAAGACCGCUAUGAUUCCGCCAGCAGUAGUAAGAAACCUCGAACCAAGGAGGUUCGUACCAAGCUUUCUACAGAGGAGCGACGGAAGCUCUUUGAGCAGGAGGUGGCUCAGCGAGAAGCCCAGAAACAACAACAGCAGCAGCAGCAGCAACAACAACAACAACAACAGCAACAACAGCAGCAACAGCAACAACAGCAGCAGCAGCUACAGAGACUAGCGUUCAAUCCUCUUGUGUAUCCCUCAAGCCCUAGUUUUAUGGCCUAUCCACCUGGGUACCCUAUUCAGACAUAUGUGGACCCAACUAACCCCAAUGCGGGCAAGGUGCUAUUACCUACGCCGCCCAUCGAUCCUAUGUGUGUGACUCAAGCCAGCACGGUUCCCUUUGAUCAGACUACUCAGCAGCCACUCAUUUCUGACCUGACUUUGGCAGCUCAGUCCCCCAACAACACUCAGGCCAGCUCAGCCACAAGUCUGGCACAUGUGCCUGCUACACUGGAGCUGACAGCUUCUGCUCAGCCGCAGCAGUUUGUCCAGCCAGCCGCGCCAGCUCAGGACGCUGGCGUCACUGUCCUGUCGGUUCCUGCUCAGACGGCUGGUGCCCAAGUGCAGGGUCAGCAGGGUUAUGCAACACUUUGGGAUCCCAAUACACAACAGGCAGUAACAGUGCAGCCUGCUCAGCAGUACACAAACACAGCCCAGCCUCAGACUGCCAUCUAUUACCAAGGCCAGCCAUGCCAGACAAUCUACAGCAUUCCCACAGGUUAUCCUCAGACCAACACUCCCGUCAUUCAGACAUACACUGAGCCAGCUGCUGGCUAUCUACAUGGGCAGCAGGUCUAUGCUGGUCACCAGCAGGGAGUCGUGGUCCAGCAAGGUGGCACAGUAACCACCAUAGUCACAUCUCAAACUGUCCAGCAGGAAAUGAUUGUGCCCAACAGUAUCAUGGACCUGCCGCCUCCUUCACCUCCAAAACCUAAAACCAUUGUCCUGCCCCCUGGCUGGAAGGUAGCACGCGAUCCUGAGGGCAAGAUCUACUACUAUCAUAUAGUCACCAGGCAAACCCAGUGGGAUCCUCCUAGCUGGGACGGAGUUGGGGAAGAGGCCAGUGUAGAGCACGAGGCUGAAAUGGACUUGGGAACACCAACUUAUGAUGAAAAUCCCUCUAAGUUCUCCACCAAGACAGCUGAGGCAGACACCUCCAGUGAGCUUGCGAAGAAAAGCAAAGAGGUCUUCCGCAAAGAGAUGUCACAGUUUAUUGUACAAUGCCUUAAUCCAUACCGAAAGCCUGACUGCAAACUGGGUCGCAUUAGCAACACUGAAGAUUUCAAACACCUCGCCAGGAAGUUGACUCACGGAGUGAUGAACAAAGAGCUUAAAUCCUGCAAAAACCCAGAGGACCUGGAGUGCAACGAGAACGUUAAACACAAGACAAAGGAAUACAUUAAGAAAUACAUGCAGAAGUUCGGAGCUGUUUACCGGCCCAAAGAGGACACCGAGAUAGACUAGUAGCCUCCUUCCUCUUAGUACCGCAGGUAGCGGGCAGCAAAACUACCCAGCGAAUCUCCGGGGGCCUCUCAGUCUAUCUGUUUUUUUUUUUUUGUUUUUUUUUUUAUACUGACUCUUUGACCACGUCCUUACUGCUGCUCUGAACGUCCCGGCCCUGCACGGAGAGACAAGAUAAUCAUGUGAAAAAGAAAGGAAGAAAAAAACCUUGCAGCCAGCAAGCAGAGAAAUCGUGCAGAAAAAACGCACAAAUAGGGUGCUACUCAGACUUUUCCACCCAAGUAUCGUUCAUGCUUUUAGCCUUUUCCACCAUGACCCCUCUGCACUACGGUCUGAGCAUCACGUUCCCUCACAGUACCCGACCCGCCUGCGGCUCAUUCAUCAGAUGCCUGGUGAGAACAUGGAAACUGGGAGCUCAUUCCAUUUCCUGUGUUAUCAGCUCACAUGCAUUACCAGUUGCACUAGUUCCUUUUCUGAAUUGUCUCGGACAGUGGCGGCUUCUCUAAGCGGUCCUUAUUGAAGGAGACGGGUGUUUCCUUACCAGCCGAUAAUCAAGACAACCAGACGAAGUAGAAGCCUAGCCUGUCACGCUGAGACAAAUUUUUUUCUUUUUUCUUUUUUUUCCGGAUUUUAUUAUUUGGUCUUUUUCCCGGGAUCAAUUGCAGUCUCAGGCUCUCCGAGGUUUUUGCCGCCCAUGUUCACUUAAAGCAUCAAGCUUCAAAGCUCAACUCACCAGUCCCCCGCAGCACAUAAAAGGAUCUUGGGACAUUCCGUUUAGCUGCAUUUUUAAUAACUUUUAAUUAAUGAAUUGAAGUGUGAAGGAUGUUCGUUAAUGUCCCUAUUCACUCUAAGCCACUCUUGGCCACUUUUACUCUUCUCACAGCAGAGGCGUGUAGCAUUUGUUGUUUUAUCAACUUGUUCCUCGCUGUUUUACAUUAAUUCCCAUUUAAUGAUUUGCUCUUUUUACUAAGCUUCAGAAAGGUAAAUGUGAAGCCCUUCAAGGCAUCUUGCAAUUUUUUUUGUUCUUUUUUUUUUUUUCCCCACCAUCAGGGUUCUUGUACAAUAAUGACAUCCUAAACUUGUCCCAUGUCGUUUUAAGUUGCAUUAAUCCCACCCCUCUCACAAAAACAUGUAUUAUAUUGCUUUAUAUGUGAAUAUAUUGAGAGAUAGUUUUUUGAAAUCCUUUAAAUAAGCAGAGACGUUGUAAACGGACUGUGGAGAUUAUGUGGUUUAUUGUGUAAAUAUGUGAAUACCAAACUAACAGAUAAGGUCAGUCCUCAGUCCAGCCAGCAGCUCUAGUGCUCCCAUAGCAACCAGGAUUUUUUCCCACAGCUAUAUGUUGGGUUUCAGGGGGUGUGUGGGUGGUGUAUUGCUUUUUUUCCCCCUCUCUCUCUCUCGGUUGUUGUUGUUGUCAUUUAUCCCCCCCCCCCCUUUUUAUUUUAUUUUUUUCUUUCUCUAUUGAAAGACAUUUUUUUAUGUAUAAAAUGGAGUCCCACUCCACUGUAAGUACUGUGCAAGCACAUUGUCAUACUGAGUGUAAAGAACAUUUUAAAAUAAACCGUUUUUGUAAAAACAA
Clarias gariepinus (North African catfish) is the source of this 10143-nucleotide messenger RNA. RefSeq names its product SET domain containing 2, histone lysine methyltransferase (gene setd2). Bases 492 to 8570 code for a protein of 2692 amino acids. Gene Ontology annotation, cellular component: nucleus; chromosome. Gene Ontology annotation, molecular function: histone H3K36 methyltransferase activity; protein binding. Gene Ontology annotation, biological process: regulation of DNA-templated transcription. The record is from RefSeq and is a predicted model, not a curated record. The transcript is spliced from 23 exons. NCBI's taxonomy places the organism in Eukaryota, Metazoa, Chordata, Actinopteri, Siluriformes, Clariidae.